UUGUAAAAAAUUGUAAUUGCUACUAUGGUCCAUUUACUGUAUAAUACCUGCAUUAUCUUGCCCAUCACUUGGAGCCCACACAACACAGGUAUCACACAACACAGGUAUCACACAACACAACACAGGUAUCUUGCCCAUCACUUGGAGCCCACACAACACAGGUAUCACACAACACAACACAGGUAUCACACAACACAACACAGGUAUCUUGCCCAUCACUUGGAGCCCACACAAGUCUGCUGAGCGUGUGAGGACAGCAGAGGAGGACAUGCAAAGAUGACAGUGGCGAUGUGGAAUGUGCACGCCACGUUACAGUCGGCGCUGGAUGGCAACGUGGCGAUUUCGACACCUCCAAAUGUGGUUAUGUCAACUUGUAUUGUUUGACUCCUCAAACAUGGAUAAAGAAAUGGAUUCUCAGAGGAGUGUGACUGGUGAUAGCCAAGCUGAAGUUGAGCUCUUCUGUCCAACCCCUGAGCAAGAUGGAGAUUGUUUUCUAAGCGGAGACAUGGCCUCCUCUCAGACUUUAAUGGACUCUUUGAGUGACUCUGGGCUUUCUAGCAUAAGAAGUAGCCCGGCUCCAACGCAAUGUUCCAACGGACAGAAAUCCAAGAGACCUACUUCCUCACACAGUCCUCAACCUGUGAAAACCACCGGUGUUGUCGCACACUCUCACAAUCCCGCCUGCUGCCUCAGUCCAAAGAAGGGCGUGGGUCCCUCCAAAGACGUGGAGAUGCCAAGUCCCGGCAGCCCCGUUGGUAAGACGCCGCUCGUCAGCAACUCCGCAAACAACCACGGAGAUGGCGCCAAUGCUGUUGUGGAAGAGUGUGGCUGUGCAGAUGCUGAGGGAGUUUGUUCUGAUGUUGGAAGUUUGGCCAACAUGAGGGCUCAGCGGGUUUCCAUGGGAACUGGUGAUGCCGGAAUGGCAGAUGGUAGCGACACAUCGGAUAUGAGUCAGGAUUUGAUUAUCAACCAGUCAACAUCUGAAAGGGUUUCAUCCCCUGCCUUUGACCAGAUUAGAGAAUGGCUUGGGACACCCAUAGAUGAGCUGAACAGGAUGCCCCAGUGUGCUCCACCGCUGUCCCACCUGAAAGCAGUGCCUAACCACACCGUUACAGUCAGGACAGAUCUACUUAGAGAGGGAGAGGUGCCUGUCCCCUACCCCGGCAAGUUCAAGGACGCGUGGGACGACGUGUCCGUGAAGAUGCCUUGCUCUGAGAAGAAUCUGUUUCCGAUGGACACGGAGGAUGGAGGUGGCGUUCAGAGUCGGUGGGAGUUAAUCCACUCCACCUUGCAAGGAGGGUUCAAAAGUUCCCUGGAUGUGAGGGAUGCUAUACUGAGGUAUAACACGGCACAUGCCAAGAAAUGGGACUUCACUGCUCUCAACCUUCUUUGCACUGAGUGUCUGGAGCAUUGUGAAGUUCAACACCUGUACGAGGUCGUACUGCCUUCCGUUGUCAAGAUGGCGCUCAGUGCUCCUCGCCUCUGCACUAUGCCCAUCCCUCUGCUGAAGUCACGGAUGAACCAUUCCCUAACCAUGUCUCAGGAGCAAAUUGCCUGUCUUCUGGCCAACGCCUUCUUCUGCACAUUCCCCAGACGCAACUCCCGCAAGUCCGAGUACUGCAACUACCCUGAGAUCAACUUUUACAGGUUAUUUGAAGGCUCCUCACCAAGGAAAAUAGAAAAGUUGAAAACACUCAUGUGCUACUUCAGGAGAAUUUCACAAUCCAGGCCAAAGGGUCUUGUGACAUUCACAAGACAAUCAGUGAACAAUCUGCCAACCUGGGAAAACUGCCAGACUCAGCUGACACGCUUACAUAUCACUUGUGAAGGCACCAUUGAGGAUGAUGGUUAUGGGAUGCUUCAGGUGGACUUUGCAAACAGAUUUGUAGGUGGCGGAGUCACAGGACAUGGUCUCGUCCAAGAGGAGAUCAGGUUCCUCAUAAACCCGGAACUCAUCGUCUCUCGUCUCUUCACCGAAGCGCUGGAGCACAAUGAAUGCCUCAUCAUUACAGGGGCUGAACAGUACAGUAGAUACUCAGGCUACGCUGAGACCUACAAAUGGGACGAGAGCUACAAAGAUGAGACUCCCAGGGAUGACUGGCAGAGACGAUGCACAGAGAUCGUGGCCAUUGAUGCUUUAAAAUACAAACACUUUUUGGAACAGUUUCUCCCAGAAAAGAUGAACAGAGAGCUCAACAAGGCAUACUGUGGAUUUUUCUGUAACAUCGCCAACAGAAAGCACCUUUCUGCCGUAGCCACUGGCAACUGGGGCUGUGGUGCUUUCGGUGGAGACACACGGCUCAAAGCGCUGAUUCAGCUGAUGGCUGCUGCAGAAGCUGGCAGGGACGUGGCGUACUUCACAUUUGGCGACGCUCAUCUCAUGCGAGAUGUUCACGACAUGCACACUUUCCUGACGGAGAGACAAGUCACUGUGGGGAGGCUGUACAGUCUUUUGAACCAGUACUCCAAUUUGGUUUGCAAGAACUGCCGCACGACGAGACCUGACGUCAGUCUCUACGCUUUCAUCUACCAGAGGGUCUCUUCCCCUGCAACCGCCGAUGCCUUGGACUCUGCUAAGGAUUCUGGGAUGUCCCCUGUAACAUCAGACUCUCAUUAAAAGAAAAGGAGGAUGAACAUCUUAUCAUCUACUUUGAUAAGACUCCAGGUUCGCAAGCCUCAGUCGUGUACUUACAAUCACUCUUACAAACAGGCCCUUCUAGGGUGCGUUCACACUUGCUAUGUUUGGUUUGGUCAGAGAAAACUCUGUGUUUCUUUUACUCUGCCAGUACGUUUAGUCAAGUGUGAUACGAAGAGAUGAAUUAGUCAAGUGUAAUACGAAGAGAUGGAUUUCAGUGAACUCGUUUGAAGAGAGCUCCAUUGUGAACGUUACAGGGACCAGAAGGCAUGCAGAAAUGACCAACUAAUCUAAGACCAAACCCUCUCUGCUCUGUUGUCUCUCUGCAUAUGUGACAACAACACUCUAGAAAAAUAUUCUCUAAAAGCUUUUUGUGAGUAUUUAUCCUAGGAACAGCAUUUUUGGUUAAAAUGCUUGAGUUACACCUAAGGCUGCAACAAUUAAUUGAAACAAACUUCGAUUUAUAUUCUGUUGUUUUGAUUAAUUGUUCAGUGAGUGUUACUAAUAACAAUCAAUCAAAUCCGGAUCAAAUGGUUUAAAUAAGCAGACAUUAGUUUCUGUACGACCGCUGCAAUAGAGCGCACAUGAGAGCGGUGGCAAGGGUGGCGUGAUCUAUGUGGAGGCAAACAGCUUUUUUUCUUACCAACACCUGUAAAAAGUGCAAUUUCAAUGUUGUUGAUGUGCAGUUAUUAUAAAAUAAUAAAUGAAGGUUAUGGUAAGCCGAAAAUUUUUUAUUUAAACAUAUUUCUUUAAAUAAGCAUUGAGGCUAUUGAGUGGGUUUUAUCUGAUUAGUUGAAUAAUCGAACAAACUAAACAAUAGAUUAUUCAGUGGUGGGCCGUCAGGGCCAGCUAGCCCUUCUCUGCUAGCCUAACAUAACCAGAAAUCAUGAUCAUAAUUAAAGAUACAAUUAUUUUUUAAUUUACUUUCCCUAAAUAUCUAAAAAUAUUCAUAUUCUCUUCAUGUCAUAUUAUGCUCCUUCCAGUGCUGUUGUUUUUAGGUUAGAGUUUUUGUCCAAUCAGAAUUCAGCUACCUUAUGUUGUGUAAGGCCUAAGGCCUUCAGAAUCAACAAUGCAGGCGUCUGUGCACUGUAAGUGAACGGACACAUAGAGUUGAUAGACAAUUGCGAUAGCCAAUCAGAUCACGAGUUGUUGUCGGUAAGGCCUUCUAGCUGGCCUCACGUUGAACAUGACAUUUACGCGUACUGUGAUUGGAUACUCACUUGGGACCGUUAGUGGUUGAGUUUGAGAACACAGAGUUGAUAAGACAGUCGCGAUAGCUAAUCAGAUCACAAGUUGUUGACACUAGCCUAUCUAGGUACCAUGAUGUUAACGAGACUGUGAUUGGAUACACACUUGUCAUUCCAAAGUGAAAAUCCAUUCACAAGUUGCAACUUAGCAGGAAGUGUUGACCCACAAAGAAGGAGAACAAAAUGUUGAUUAGGUGGCAGAUAUAUAUUUGCAAGGCCAUUUUCAAAAAGGAUAGAGAAACUACAUCUUGUGAGACCAUGUCGGCGAUGAAAUGCCCACCAUUACCACUCGAAUCAACCGACUACGAGGGGUACCACUGGCUUAUACGGUGUCGAAUGGAUGCUACAAAUUGUGAGUUCAAAUAUUGAAUUUCUUUAUUUUUUUCACGUUUAAUAUGUUUUUUGCAAUUGUAAUUUUGACAGUACCACAUAAGAUAUGUUUUAAUUGCUGAUGCGGGUUUAUUGAUUUUUAAAUGCGCCAGAAAAUAACCCGUUUUGUACACUGUUCAGGUGAUUCAAUGCCCAGUAGGGCGUAAAUUUGUUCCUGUAUAGUACCGUAUUUUUCGGAGUAUAAGUCGCUCCGGAGUAUAAGUCGCACUGGCCGAAAAUGCAUAAUAAAGAAGGAAAAAACAUAUAUAAGUCGCACUGGAGUAUAAGUCACAUUUUUUGGGGAAAUUUAUUUGAUAAAACCCAACACCAAGAAUAGACAUUUGAAAGGCAAUUCAAAAUAAAUAAAGAAUAGUGAACAACAAGCUGAAUAAGUGUACGUUUUUUGACGCAUAAAUAACCAACUGAGAACGUGCCUGGUAUGUUAACGUAACAUAUUAUGGUAAGAGUCAUUCAAAUAACUAUAACAUAUAGAACAUGCUAUACGUUUACCAAACAAUCUGUCACUCCUAAUCGCUAAAUCCCAUGAAAUCUUAUACGUCUAGUCUCUUACGUGAAUGAGCUAAAUCAUAUUAUUUGAUAUUUUACGGUAAUGUGUUAAUAAUUUCACACAUAAGUCGCUCCUGAGUAUAAGUCGCACCCAAACUAUGAAAAAAACCUGCGACUUAUAGUCCGAAAAAUACGGUAUUUCUCCAGCAAUGGUCAUGUGGUGACAUCAAUGAUGGUAUUUUGAGAGGUAAUCCUUGAAGUCGGACAUCACUGAAGGCCUAGGUGGGAAACGCACGGCCCGCCACUGAGAUUACUCGAUUACUAAACUAAUCGAUAGCGGCAGGCUAAUAUAACACAAAAGCUGCCCAAUCAAGUCCUUUACUUUAUGGGGGUUCUUUACUGUACAGCCUUUGGUCCAAAGACAAAAAUACAAAGCGAAAAUGCUCACCAUCUAUGUUUCACUAUUUUUUAAAUUGGUUUAAUCACAUUUAAGAAUUUGGAUUAUUUGCGAUUAAUCACAGUAAAUUACUUGCUUACUUUAUUAAAAGCAACCUAAAUAAAGACCGAAUGCAAUUGUAUUGUCAGAAUGUCAUGCAGAGCCAUUUUUAAGUGAUUUAUUUGAAUACAUUGCAUUUAUUUGAACAAAAACCUAGUAACAGUUUUAUCUCAAGUUCAGUCUGGGUUUAUUUUGAUGUGAAAUUUGCCAACGAGCACACCAUUUUGCACGGAUUUAUGCCUUGACCUGAUCACUGAGCAUAAAACAACCCUUUUAGAUGACCAUUUUAGGUUACACUGAAAUACCUUGUACGGUCUAAAUACAUUGUGAUUAAUCCGAUUAAUGCAAUAUUAAUAGUUAUCUUGUUAUUUUUAAAAGCCCUAGUUUAUAUGGUUUAUUUUUUAGUCGAGACCCUAGGGCUGCAACUAACAACUAAUUUGAUAAUCGAUUAAUCUGUUGAGUAUUACUUCGAUUAAUCCAAUCCAAUCCACUUUAUUUAUAUAGCACAUUUAAACAACAAAAUGUUUCCAAAGUGCAGCACAACGAUAUUAAAAACAAUAUUCAAAUAUUAUCCUUAGCUCCACCAAUGACUGAAUAAAAACAAAAAAUAAAUACAUAUAAAACCAAUAUAUAUUAAAAAAAAACAAUUUAAAAUAAAUAUGAUUAAAAAUUAUUUUAAAGGGUAAAACCAAUUAAAACAGUAAAUAGAAAUCAACAUUUUAAAAACACAGAGGACCACACAACUUACGUAGUGUUAAAAGCCAAAGAUUAAUAAUCGGGUAAAAGAGACAAACUACAUUUCUAUCCUUUCCAGUAUUUUAUUGAAAAAAACAGCAUACUGGCACCAUACUUAUUUUGAUUAUUGUUUCUCAGCUGUUUGUAAAUGUUGCAGUUUAUAAAUAAAGGUUUAUAAAAAAAAAAAAAGUAGCCUCUGCGCAUGCGCAUAGCAUAGAUCCAACGAAUCGAUGACUAAAUUCAUCGCCAACUAUUUUUAUAAUCGAUUAGCUGUUGCAGCCCUAGACUCAAGAACUGAACCACAAGUGUGAACGCAGCCUAAGUUUGUGAUCCCAACAAACAAACUACCAAAACACAGACUUGCCUUUUCUCGCUGGAGAGCCUUCUAGUAGUAUUUGACAUUCAUAGCAAGAGUAAAUCCUUUUUACUGUUCGUCCACAGUGUUCACUUUUUGCUCACGAAAGGUUGAUGAACCCCAGAAUGUCCCUUUUCCAAAGCAUAUCACCAACUAGACUCGACUCUCCACCCGAAAACCGAGCCACAUUGAACGCAUCAUCCAUGAGACGGGCUGAAAAAUCAAAAACAAGACCGGUUUCUUCUGUUUACUUUGUACGUGGUGUCUUAUCGUUGUCAUUUCUAGAAAACGUUACAAUGUCGGAUAAGAAAAUAAGAAAUUAUUAGAAGUCAUGGAAGUCGUACUUUGUACUGUCCAAUGGAAAAGCUGUUUUUCCCAUGCGUGAUGGUACACACAUUUUCAGGAUUUGACAACAUUAUUAUCAGUAUAUUAUUGCUCUCUUGUCUUCUAUUUAGCUCAAAAGAAGCGCUGAGUGACUGAGAGGCGCCACACACUAGUCUAUGCAUGGGUAAUAAAUAAUAAUCAUCAAAUUAUUGGGCACAUUCCGUAUAUGCUGCUCUUGUAUACCCUCUCAUUUUCUUUUCUUUUUUUACCCCCAACACUCGCCAUUCAAAACCGUGACUGAAAUGAAGAGUUUAUUGUUUAUACACCACUUUUUUCUAAAUUAUUAAUUGCUGUAACUGAUGGGGUGUGCAGUAUAGACACUAUUUAAUGGUGCUUUGGUUGCAUAUAUGUUGACACCUGUGUUGCUUUAGUACUGUACUGUAGAGGUUUCAGUUGCACUGUUUUUAUCAUUUCUUAAUUAAAACAUAUCCUGUUCAUAUUGUAUUUCUCUGUCAUUUUCUCU
Entelurus aequoreus (snake pipefish) is the source of this 7191-nucleotide messenger RNA. RefSeq names its product poly(ADP-ribose) glycohydrolase-like. Gene Ontology annotation, molecular function: poly(ADP-ribose) glycohydrolase activity. Lineage: Eukaryota; Metazoa; Chordata; Actinopteri; Syngnathiformes; Syngnathidae. The transcript is spliced from 18 exons. Gene Ontology annotation, biological process: nucleotide-sugar metabolic process; ATP generation from poly-ADP-D-ribose; regulation of DNA repair. Gene Ontology annotation, cellular component: cytoplasm; nucleus. The record is from RefSeq and is a predicted model, not a curated record. The coding region runs from base 296 to 2617 and encodes 773 amino acids.